AGCAUUAUAAAAUCUUUAGUUCUAAUUUUAAAAUCCUUUAAAAUUAGAGGAUGUUCAGACUUAAUAAAUAUAAAGUUAAAUAAAGAGUUCGGUGUCAGUGGAACUGUGAAACCAGGAGCUAAAUCCAGAGAUAUCCUAAAUACCAAUACUGAGAAAAGCAUGUCAAAGGACGAUGUUAUAAUAGUGUGCGCUGGCAACAAGGACAUUAGCAAGAAUAGUGCUAAGGAAGGAAUAAGUAGUAUAAUUAGCUUUGCUAAAAAAGACCAGUCACACCAACAUUAUUGUAAUGGAAGCUCUACACAGACAUGACCUGGCUGAUUGGUCAUGAGUCAACAAAGAAACCACACGAUUCAACAGACUUCUAACAAAAAGACUCAAAUUACAUAAACAUCUAACAAUCAGCAAGGUAAAUCUAAACAUACAUCAUUUCACAAACCACGGCCAGCACAUGAUCUACAAAGGAAAAGAAAAGAUGUGUCAACAGACAGCAGAAUUGGUACAACGAAAGGUUGGGACAAGAGCAAAUAAUGCUACACCACUAGAAUACAAGGAGGGAACCGUGCAAGAAGAGGCCACGUCAGGAAAACACAAGGAGGAAACUGCAGAAAGCCAAGGGAACGAAACUGAUGAAACCUUAGUCGACCCAUCCCCCAACAGUGUGGUACCAUUGAAAGGAAAGCAACAUCAGGAAAUUCGGAUGUCAACUAGAAAAGGGAAGCUCCCAGAAAAGUUAAGUAACGAUUUUUUAUAGAUAAGAAUAGUACCGGUACUCUCAAGAAUAGCAAUGAAAUAAGUGCAACCAUCCAAUUAUUACAUCAAAAUAUUCAAAGUCUAAACAAGUGCUAUUAUCAAACAAAACGUUAGAAUCAGAUAUACUACGUAACACCGAACAUUGGUUGGAUAAAAUACAAAUAGAUUAUUAUAACUCUGAAAACUAUUCCUUCAUAUCAAAAUUCUGUAGGAAAAAUAAAUUGCAUGGAGGCUCAUGCAUUUAUGUUAAAUCAAAUCUAGAUGCAACACCCUGUAAUCUGUUUGAAAGCUUAAAUCAAGAAGAACACUUUGAGGCCAGCACAAUUGAACUUAUACAAUUUAAGACUAUCAUAAUCUGAAUAUAUAGAACCCCUAAUAGCAAUAUCAACAUAUUUAUGACAAACUUGGACACAAUACUUAGCAAUCUGACUAAUAAAGGAAAGAACAUUGUUAUAGCAGGAGAUCUCAGUGUAGAUUUUCUAAAAAGCAGUGUUAAUCCACAACUACAUACAAUGCUAGCCUUGUAUGGCUUGCAAGCAAUAGUUGAUGUCCCAACAGCAAUAGGACCUAAAAGCCAAACAGCCGUAGAAUACUAAACAAGGGCUUACGGGAAUACAACUAUAAAGCGGUGGAAACAGGGCUCUCUGACCAUGAUGCCCAACUAUUACAAGUACAGAUGCAUUAUAAGAACAAAAAUGGACAAGGUAGAAUAACUAAAGAGUUCAGAUUAGCUAGAUCUUAUAGCGAGGAAAACGCAUAAUAUCUAAACUAUUUACUAGGAAAAGAGACCUGGGAGCCUGUUCUUAAACAAAAUCAGGCAAAUGAUGCAUACAAUGAAUUUUUAGGCAUCCUUUAGUACUAUCACAAUAUAGCUAUGCCUAAAAAAUUGGUAAAAAUUAGGCAGCAAAAAAAUCAAUGGAUUACCUUAGGCAUAAGGGUGUCAGAAAACAGACUUAGGACUCUUCAUAGCUUAAUGAAGGAAGGAAACACACCUGAAGAACUUAAAAAAUACUAUAAGCAGUACAAAAAAAUAUACAACAAAAUUAUCAGCGAGGCUAAAAAAUUGAACAACAUGCAAUUACGAUCAUCCGGGAACAAAUCAAAAGCAAUGUGGGAUUUAAUCAAAGAAGAAUUAGGCAAUCUACAAAAAGUUCACAUCCGGAGUAACAAUCUGACACCACAAAACAAUGAAGACAGGAUCAACACAAUAAAAUACAACAGCAAUAGCAUGUUCUUAACCCCAACCACUGAAAGGGAGGUGGUAGACAUAAUUAAAACACUGGGCAACAAAAAAUCAACGGGCACUGACGAUAUUCCAGAGUUCAUUGUUAAAAAAUGUCAUCCUAAACUAGUAAAUGCUCUAACAUACAUAAUUAAUCUGUCAUUUUCAUUUGGUUAUUUCUCCGAUCAACUAAAAAUAGCAAAAGUGAAACCCUUGUAUAAGAAAGGUUGUACUGCAGAUGUUGGGAACUACAGGCCAGUGUCAUUAAUUUCAGUUUUUUCUAAAAUAAUCAAAAAAAUUAUGCAUAAUAGACUUUUAUCAUUCAUAAAUAAGUACAGCAUAAUCAACAACAAACAACAUGGAUUCUGCAAAGGAAAACCAAUACAUACAGAAAUCACAGAAUUUACAAAAAGGGUUUACAAAGCACUAGACGAAAAAGAAACGAGUAUAGGGAUAUUUUUGGAUUUCUCAAAAGCGUUCAACCCAGCAGAUCACGAUAUAUUGCUAAGUAAGAUGGAAAGAAUGGGAAUACGAGGGGUUACACUAAGGUGGUUCCAACCAUACUUAGAAAACAAAGAACAGGCAGUAGAAAUUACAUACAGAUGCAAAAACUAAUCAAAACAUUAAUUACCUAUCCCAAAAGAGACCCAUCAGCUAUGGCAUCCCACAAGAUUCCAUUCUGGGACCAGUGUUGUUUCUGUUAUACAUAAACGACCUGGGGCCCAGCAUAGAACGUGGGAAACCUACGUUCUUUGCCGAUGAUACUAGCAUUUUAUAGCAGGAAAUAGUGCUAACAAAAUUAAAAGGAAAACGAAUGAAACAAUAAACAAAAUCACAGAGUGGUUUGAGAGGAAUCACUUAACUAUUAAUAAAGAGAAAACAAUAGCAAUAGCCUUUCAUCAUCCUCAAAAACUACAACUUGAAUGCCCUCCAAUAGAUUUAUGACACUGUUAUCAACUACACACAUCACUCAAAAUUUCUGGGAGUCUGGCUAGAUAAGUAUCUAAGAUGGACUAUGCAUACACAAAAGCUAGCAAGCAACUUAUGUAAAGUAUGUUUUGGCUUAAGGGUAGUUAGAAUGGACUAAGACUGUCUGCACGUUAUAUUAUGCUUAUUUCCAAUCUUUAUUAUCAUAUGGACUUAUAUUUUGGGGCAACUCGGUAAAUGCAAAAUUGAUCUUUAAAUUACAGAAGAGAGCUAUAAGAGCUAUGACCCAGGUCCCAGAAACGAGAUGUAAACAAAUUACACAUAUUACCUCUACCAUCUUUGUACAUAUACGAAACUCUAAUAUACAUAAAAUCCAAUUCGAAUGAUUUCACAACCAACUCAGGAUUACACUCAUAGAACACAAGGAAAAAAGAAGACAUGCACAUCGUCCCAUGUAAUACAAGUUUAUGCAAGAACAACUUUAAGAAUGUAGGACUUUGACUGCAAAAUCAUUUGCCACGAUAUAUUAAAGAAAUA
Molecule: messenger RNA, 3436 nt
Organism: Cryptotermes secundus
Lineage: Eukaryota; Metazoa; Arthropoda; Insecta; Blattodea; Kalotermitidae
Exons: 2
Coding region: 1625-2587 (320 amino acids)
Source: RefSeq, a predicted model, not a curated record